UUCUAUAGUUACAAUCAAUAGCCCACAUUUGAACAAAGCUGAAAAUAUAAUGAAAUUGUCAAGUCAAAAUGAACCAAGUGAACCCGGAAGAGAAAAUGAUGCAUGAGAUUGACGGCAAAGAAGUACCCAGUGGUGAUAAAUCGAAUGAUGACAUUCGUUUUCAAAAUGCAACUAAUGACAAUAAUGUCGCCGCCAUCAAUGUUAAAGGAUUGAAGGCUGAAUCCGAGAAUAAUGAAUUUGAAAUUGCUGAAGCCAAGAAAAAGCGAGAAAGAGAGCCUCUCCAGGUAUGCAAAUGGAUGGCAGAACGUACAAAUAUGUUCUUUGGAAUAACCCUGGGUUGCCAGAUCUCCUUCUUGGUACUUACGGUUAUUUUAGUCAUCAGGGGGUAUGACAUCGUCCCCUUCAAGCUUGACAAACUGCCGUUAGAUCUUAUAGACGAUCCUGAUUUUCUGAGGGCAAAGGCCUGGAACCAACGGGGCACGUUGAUGGAACGCACUCUUGAAUCAGACGCCGAUGCGGUUGUUCCGAACAGAACCGAAUCCGGUGAAGUAGUGGAACUCUUCUACGAAGUAAGAGGUGGAAAUGUCUUCACAAAAGCAAAUCUACAGAGAAUUAAAGAUGCCGAAGAUUCGUUUUAUCAAAAUGAAAAAUUUGUCGAAGGAUUCUGUAAGUUAGAUAUUUCAAGUGGGGAAUGUGCCAAGUCCUAUUCGGUUCUUAGAUUCUUCGAUGGUACGUAUAGUGCUCUUGAUCCCAUUUUCAAUGACCCAAAUUUCGAUGAUAUAGUCAAUGUUUUAGACAAAGCCGAUGCUUUGGCGACUACUAAAACAAUGUUGCAAAUAUUCCUUGGAAAGACAGCCAUCAUUGACGCAACCGAUAAUAUAGCAAGAUCUGAGAUAACCCGCUCCUACAUGUACCUAGGGAUCCCACUGCCUGGUUAUGAUAAUUCAACCGACAGGGAGGAAUCUCAAAAGGAGAAAAUAAAGAGUUUCAUGAAAUUAACAUUAGGGCCAAUCCUAGAACGUGUUUCGAAAAGUGGAUUGGGACCAAUCGACUUCAUUUAUGGUAGCUCUACUUUACUAGGGCUUGGAAUCGGAAGUCAGGCCAUGGCCGACAUGAUGCUCGUGAUGGCGAGUUUGGGAUUCAUUUUUAUCUUCAUGUUGAUUCAAACGAGAUCAUUGAUGGUGACUGGACUAGGGAUAUUCUCGAUCAUGACCAAUUUUUGUAUGGCCAAUCUCAUCUACCGUAUUGUCUUUGACUUUAUAUAUCUCAGUAGCUUCCAUAUUCUGUCCAUGUUCAUCAUCCUCGGCAUUGGAGCUGAUGAUAUUUUUGUCUUCUAUGACACCUGGAGAAUAAGUUGUCAAUAUGAAUACCUAAGCCUGGCUCAUAGAUUAUCAGAUGUCUACAGAAAGGCAUCAGUUGCUAUGCUGUUUACCUCACUGACGACAGCUGCUGCGUUCUUCAUUGGUGCAUCUUCCCCGUUACUAGCCGUGAACUCGUUUGGUUUGUUUUCUGGGAUAUUGGUCACCGUUAACUAUAUCUCAGUGGUACUAUUCUUUCCUUGCGUCGUCGUGAAAUAUCAUAAAACUUGGAAAGACUGGAGUUGGUGGUGCUGCCGAUCAUGUGUGACACCAGCUGGUUCAACAACAACCGAUGUGCACGAGAGUGUUAAUUUGGAGGGCGCAAAUGAUUCUAAUGAGGAAAUAGCAUCAAAUGACAAACGUGAAAAUGCGAUUGGAGAAAACGUUGUUGUCAAGUUUAUGAGUGGGCCCUACUUCAAAUUCAUCACCCAUCGUGUCGUAAAAUGGUUGGUGUUGGCUUUUUUCAUAAUCCAGUUUUCGACGUUUGUUUACUUUAACACCUUGCUAGAGAUCAAUGAGGAACAGAUCAAAUUUCUAAAAGAUACAUCUAACUUUGGGAAGCUGUUUGACAGACGUGCGAAUGCCUUUAUGCCAAGCAAUCAGGAUCCUAAUAUGAAAGUGUACAUCGCUUGGGGCCUAAAAAAUCAAGAUAUGAGCGGGUGUCAUAAAACCGACACAGCAUGCGAAGGUGUCACUGUCUAUGAUAACACGUUCAACUUGAAUGACGCGGGGACACAGCAAGCGUUGAAGUCAUUCUGUGCAAAAUUGAAGAGCCUGUCGCAAGUGGACGUUGACCGAUUGCGAAUUAGGCGAAAUAUAAUUACAAAUGACUUGGAGGUCCAAUGCUUUAUAGACGAUAUGGAGACUUUUCUCAAGGCUGACGAGAGUGCGACUGUGACAAUACCUCCAGCUCCGGCUGCAAACAAAUAUAGUUCUCCUGUUAACCUGAGUCUACCAUGGGUCAAAUCUAACGUUGAGGAUAUAAUGAACGGGCUAUGGACCAACAACUUUUACAAUACAUCCAGUCUACCCUUGACUUACAACAAUUAUUUUGAGAUCGCACUCGACUACUGGUUAUAUAAUGGGCUUGAUUUCUCCGAUCCAUUACUACUUUCGGAAAAUCAAAUAAAAUAUGGAAGCCUGCUAGGAGUGAGAGAGAUACCAGGAGUGACGCAACAAGAAACAAUGACUGCUGGGGCAAAUACGAUAUAUGGGCCAAAAUAUGGAACAAGACUACAAUACGCUGCAAUCAUUGUCAACACCACUCUUGUGACAACCAAAUUGGGCUACCCCACUGGACUACCUGUCAGGGAUGCCUGGGAGUCAUUUGUUACACGGGAGAUAAAGAAGAUGCCGGUCCCAUUGAAAGGAGGAUUCCAAUGUACACCGAUUGGCACAGGAUGGCAUUGGUUAAAGGUGCAAAGGAGUUUGGACUACUCUGCGACAACUGGAAUUAUAAUUGGUCUGUGUAUAGCGUUCCCAAUCCUCGUCAUAGCAACCAAGAACAUUAUAGUGGGUUUCUUUGCCACGUGUACCAUCACAUUGAUAACGUCAGGUGUUUGUGGGAUGAUGCCAAUAGCAGGGUGGAAGUUAGGGGUUUUAGAGUCUCUAAAUCUGGUACUGGUCGUUGGACUUUCGGUGGACUAUGUGGUCCACAUGGCAGAGGGGUACAGUCGUUCGCCAAAGAGAGACCGACUAGGAAGGGUACAUUCGAUGUUGGAGGAAGUAGGCGUUUCUGUCAUAAGUGGCUCGAUUACAACUCUUGGAGCUUCGGUGUUUAUGUUCUUCGCUGAAAUCCUCUUCUUCACGCAGUUUGGAAUUUUCAUAUUCUCAACUAUUGGAUUUUCGUUGAUAUACGCUUUGGGGUUCUUCACAGUUGGGUUGGUACUUUUAGGCCCACAAAAUGAUUUUGGAUCUAUUAUGCCUAUUGCAAGAAGACUGAAGCUAAAAUUCAGCCAGUUAUUUGGAGAUUGUCGAAAAUAAAUCCUACGGAGAAUGAACCACCAACUGAAACGUUCUGAAAACAAAUGGUAUGAAUGACUCACGCUCUACAGAGUCAGUGCAAUUCAAUAGGCUCGAUAAUUUCGGUCCUGUACAGCUUGUGAUUGGUUCAAAAUAGUAAAUGAAUUAGAUGACAGGGUGUUUAGGAGAUUUAUCUUUUUUUUAAGAAAUUGAACAUUUAUUCAAUUACGAACAGAUACGAUUUUUAGGAAUUAAAAUCAAAUACGUUUAUUUCCAAUCCAUGGAUGAUCUAAGACCUACAGCAUGGAUGGACACGUUGGAAUAGUUCGGAUCCGCAAAACUGGAUCUGUGGCCACAAAUUGUUUCAAAUAAUUUUCAAAUUCCUUCCAUCUAACCAUGGACCUCCUCUCAAUAAAUAUGUUAUUUCUAAAAAUAUGCGUUAUUAAGUUUCAUGACAUGCCCUCAAAUCAUCUCCAUUAAAAAGUCUCAUGAGUUCUGGGUCACUAUGCACUUCGAAAGAUCUUGCAGUUUGAUGAUUCUGCACAUUUUUCGAUAAAGCAACAGCAUAAGAUAUACUUUACAUUCUUUAUUUUAUACAUGUUAAUUGUAUGUUGGUUGAUACAUUUUAGUAAAGUCUUUCAUACUAGUCCAUUUGCGUUUUAACAUUUCAAUAUAAUUUCGAAGGCCUACAUAAGUACUGUUUCUAUGGGGAAGCGUUCUUAAACUGAAACACCAGCAUAGGCGUAGCCGGGGG
Owenia fusiformis is the source of this 4074-nucleotide messenger RNA. The record is from the annotation of a GenBank genome assembly. NCBI's taxonomy places the organism in Eukaryota, Metazoa, Annelida, Polychaeta, Sabellida, Oweniidae.